Molecule: messenger RNA, 1625 nt
Organism: Sitodiplosis mosellana (orange wheat blossom midge)
Lineage: Eukaryota; Metazoa; Arthropoda; Insecta; Diptera; Cecidomyiidae
Product: putative gamma-glutamylcyclotransferase CG2811
Exons: 3
Coding region: 278-751 (157 amino acids)
Molecular function (GO): gamma-glutamylaminecyclotransferase activity
Source: RefSeq, a predicted model, not a curated record
UUGGUUGCAAUGACUGUCAAAGUGCCAAUCACAAGAGCGAAUGUGUGUAAACACAACAUUGAACGAAAUGUGUUGAGUAGAAAACGUUGAUGUUGACUAGAUACAAUUGAGUCACAUUUACACUUAAAUCACAAUGAAAUUAUCAGCAAACUGAUGUAAAACUUCAACGUAACGCAGGGAGUGAGUGUUAAGAUAAGCGUCUAACAACGAAAACUACACUCAGCCCGUGAUUAUUUGUCGUUUUGCUAUUGGACCAAAGACAAAGAGUGAUUUCAGGAUGAAUUCUACCCAGCAAUUGAUUCAAGUUUUUGUGUAUGGCACUUUGAAGAGAGGCGAACCAAACCAUCACUGGUUGACGAACAAAGAAAAUGGAUUUGCACAAUUUGUGAGCAGCGGUAAAACCGACACCCAAUUUCCACUCAUCGUAGCAACAAAGUAUAACAUUCCAUUUUUACUGAAUAUACCUGCAACUGGCCACAGUAUCAAUGGUGAAAUCUAUUCCGUUGAUGGAACAAUGCUCAGAAAUUUAGACGAACUCGAAGACUAUCCAGAACUUUAUGAUCGAAACAUUUUCACAAUCAACGGAUCCGAUGGCAAGUCACAUCAAUGUUGGAUUUAUAUGCUCAAACGAUUCCCAGAUGACUUUCUGAACAAGUACAAAUUCUUGAGCGAAUAUCGAAAUUCAGUGGAGCAGCCAUACCGUGAGACUUAUUUAGAUACGUGCACUCCGGAUGAUCUAUACACUUCCUAGGUGACUCAGACCAUGGCCGCUAUUCGUUCCGGAUGAUUUUUUUUUUGGAUGACAUGUACAAACAAGGACUAAGAAUCGUAUAAAUUAAAUGCACCAUACAGUUUUCAAUGCCAAUACUUGUGAGAAUAUUCCGAAAAUGUUACUGUUUUCCUUUUAAAGUUUGUUAAAAGAAAAUGUUCCUCGAAAAAUUGUAUUUCAUUACAUUUAAUCAGUCAAUUUGCAUAAAUGUAGAUUUUUUAAACUUUUUUCGAUUGGCAGACCAAAUGAGAGAUUUAGAUUGUAAAUGUUUGAUUUCAAAUUCAAUUCCUCAAAUAAAUGAAAUUGUUUCUCUUACCACACACUUUGAUUAAAUGGAAGAUGAUAAUUGUUUUAAAAAAAAUUGAACAGUCGUUAAAAUUGUGACAUCAAUAAUUUUGUCAUUUUCAAUCGAAUGAGAAGAAAAUCAAAUACGCGUUGAUUAACAUGUAUCAAAUACGAGUAAUAGUCACCAAAAUAGCAUAUUGAGAUUUUGUAGCAAAAAUGCAUUCCGUUUGAAUUGUAAAAUAAUGAAAAACUAAUUUUGUCUCGACCAUGCAUACCCCGUGUGAAAAAAUAGUAACUGAGCAGUCAGUUAACUAAUUUGUGACAAAAAUGACUUACUUUGAUUGACAUUUCAGUACAAAGUGUAGUGUAAGUCUAUCAUAGUUAACUGAAAUCAUUUGAAGUUACAAGUCAAUCUAAGUUGCUUCAUUUGGGACCAAGUGAUUUUCUUAGAACAAAAAUAUAAAUUCAAUCAACUAAAGUCAACUGAAGUUAUAGUCAGUCAGUCAUUUCUUUUUCACACGGGACACCUUGUGUCUGAAUUUAUUGAAUAUAUCAUCUCAUUCGAAAUACU